AUAAAUCAAGCCCCCAUCUCCCAGAAUCCCACCACCCAUACCAACCCAUCUCUCUCUCUCUCUCUCUCAAAAAUAUGGUUGCGAAAGGAGACUUCGUGGUGGCGGUGAGCAAGAAAGAGGUGGUGGCGACCGUGCUGCCAAUGCAGGAGCAUUGGCUACCAAUGUCCAACCUGGACUUGCUGCUGCCGCCGGUGGACGUGGGAGUUUUCUUUUGUUACAAAAAGACCCCAGAAGAGGACAACUUGUUCACAUUUGGGUCCAUGUGCGGUGUCUUGAAGAAGUCCUUGGCCCAGGUUCUGGUUUCCUACUACCCAUUUGCUGGGGAGAUAGUCCAGAACACUGUGGGUGAGCCUGAGAUUCUCUGUAAUAACAGAGGAGUUGAUUUCAUUGAGGCCUUUGCUGAAGUGGACCUCUGUGAUCUUGACUUUUAUAAUCCUGAUGAGAGUGUUGAAGGUAAGUUGGUGCCUAAGAAGAAGCAAGGGGUGCUUUGUGUUCAGGCUACAAAACUCAAAUGUGGCGGACUUGUGGUGGCAUGCACGUUCGAUCACCGGGUGGCUGACGCUUACUCCACCAACAUGUUCCUUAUCUCAUGGGCUGAGACGGCCCGCUCCAUGACACUUUCACUCCGACCAUCAUUUCGCCGAUCACUCCUUUGCCCCCGUCGCCCAGGAUUACACUCGUCCUCCCUAAACAACCUAUACAUCCCUAUCUCCGCCUUACCCCCGCCACCAGAACCCCAACCCGCCGACCACCUCAUAAGUCGCAUCUACUACAUCUCCGCCGACCAACUCAUCCGCCUCCAGUUACUCGCUAGUGCCAAUGGAGCCCACAAGACAAAGCUCGAGACAUUUUGUGCGUUUUUAUGGAAACUAGUUGCCGCUGGAGUAACAGGAAAAGGGCAAUUUUGUAAACUUGGAAUUGUGGUGGAUGGACGGAUGAGAUUGAGCGAAGGAGAGAUGGAAAAGUCGAAACUAUUUACUUCCUACUUCGGAAACGUCUUGUCGAUUCCAUACGGAGAAAAGCCCGUUCGAGUAUUAACCAACCAGUCGCUGAGUUCAGUUGCUGAUUCGGUUCAUGAGUUUCUAGAAACUGCUGUUACCAAGGACCACUUCUUAGAUUUAAUUGAUUGGGUGGAGGCCCAAAGGCCCGAGCCAAUUGUGGCUCGAAUUUAUGCAGGCGGGGAAGAUGGGCCCAAUGGGCCGGCUUUGGUGGUAUCGUCGGGCCAGCGGUUUCCGGUCUCAAAAGUUGAGUUCGGGUGGGGAAAGCCGGUGUUCGGGUCGUACCAUUUCCCGUGGGGCGGGGAAGCGGGUUAUGUGAUGCCCAUGCCGAGUCCGAUUGGGAAUGGGGAUUGGGUUGUGUAUAUGCAUAUGAUGAAAGGGCAGGUGGAGUUGAUAGAGAGAGAAGGGGGUGAUGUGUUAAGGCCCUUGACUUUUGAUUAUCUUAACAGUAAUUAAGUCAAAUUAAGAGGGGGAAGAAUGUAAGAUAAAAUGGAAGUUCUUAUUAGUAAUGGGGAUUGGGUUGUGUAUAUGCAUAUGAUGAAAGGGCAGGUGGAGUUGAUAGAGAGAGAAGGGGGUGAUGUGUUAAGGCCCUUGACUUUUGAUUAUCUUAACGGUAAUUAAGUCAAAUUAAGAGGUGGAAGAAUGUAAGAUAAAAUGGAAGUUCUUAUUAGUGAUGUAUUUUAGGACGAAUUAAGAAUCUAUUAUGUACCCCUCUUUAAAAUUACAUGAAAAAAUAUUUGGUUUUUAUGUAAAUUUGCGAAUGAUCAUAAUGUAAAGUUACCUUCUACGGUUAAUGGACACUUUAUUUAGUGA
This is a messenger RNA of Rhododendron vialii, 1811 nucleotides long. RefSeq names its product coniferyl alcohol acyltransferase-like. The coding region runs from base 75 to 1454 and encodes 459 amino acids. The record is from RefSeq and is a predicted model, not a curated record. Gene Ontology annotation, molecular function: acyltransferase activity, transferring groups other than amino-acyl groups. The transcript has 2 exons. Lineage: Eukaryota; Viridiplantae; Streptophyta; Magnoliopsida; Ericales; Ericaceae.